Mycotypha africana is the source of this 1038-nucleotide messenger RNA. RefSeq lists its product as uncharacterized. The coding region runs from base 1 to 1038 and encodes 345 amino acids. The transcript has 8 exons. Lineage: Eukaryota; Fungi; Mucoromycota; Mucoromycetes; Mucorales; Mycotyphaceae. The record is from RefSeq and is a predicted model, not a curated record.
AUGACAGCCGCGCUGAACAAAAUUGCAGGUGCUGUAGAGGCUUGUUACACUCACUUGUUUGCCGCCACUUUUUACCUGAAAUACUUGAAAACAUAUCUGAAGCGAUUAACUGCUAUAUGUUCCCCGCGUGAAAUUAUCCUGAACACGAAUAAGGAAAUUGUUGAGUUCGGCCAAAACCUCUCUUCAGAAAUUUCAAAAGGUCUUACAAUAGGCUGUCUAUUUUUUAAAAUACUUGAUGGCUUAGUCAUAGAAAAAGAUACAGUGCUCGCAAUCCCAAAUGGCGGCUUCGGAAAUUUGAAAGGCGGGGAGUUGCGAAUAGUAGAGAGCAUGCAAUAUGCACGUUCUACCAUAAAGAUGACGACAAAAAUUGCUGUUGAAGAACUAAAUCAAGAACUCUGCUCUGGAGAUGAUCCAUGCAAACCAUUAGUGCUAUAUACAAAUUCAUUAGAAGCAUAUCUUCAGUGUCAUCCAACUCGUAAAUUCUCUGAAUUCGAUACUAGUAUUAAGGCAUCAUUGACUAGUAUUUACAAUGGAGAAUCUUUUAAGCUUGCUUAUUUCUUUCCUCGUUUGAAGCAAUUAACGAAAGCAAGCUCAGCCAAUAACAACUUUCCUUCCUUCAUUCGCCAGCAAUACCACCAGAUGUCCAUUGAUGAAGUAGUUAUUCCUUGCUUAGAAUUUGUUUCCAUUCUAUCGUCUUAUUCAGACACAUUAUCUUUUGAUAUAAUGCAGCCAGAAAUAGUCAAGGACAUAGCUUUCACAAAGUUUUCGUUGCUAGUUGAAAAAAUGGAAAUCUUGGUGAAUUUAAGGAUUUUUUCUUUGUUGCCUCAUCUUAGGGCGUGGAAAAGAUUAUCUCUGGCGUUGCCUAACAGCAAGAUGAAGCUUUCAUACCACUGGCUAUAUGCAGACGCUACUCGAAUUUUUCUCGUGAGGAGAAUCCUCCUCAGUAACAUGCGAAAUCUACAGCUUUCCUAUGGGCUCGAGCUACUGCUUCAUCCGUCAAAGAAUGCGGAUUCUGUAAUGAGUGAACAGCAAAAGUAA